UCGCUCUUUUUAAGCUCCCCAGAGCCGGGGCUGCGCUCCUCUAAUUGGGACUCCGAGCCGGGGCUAUUUCUGGCGCUGGCGCGGCUCCAAGAAGGCAUCCGCAUUUGCUACGAGCGGCGGCGGCGGCGGAGCCAGGCCGGUCCUCCCCAGCGCCCAGCACCGUCGCUCCCGGCAGCCCCGAGCGCGCACCGCAGGCCGGCGGCCGAGCUCGCGCAUCCCAGCCAUCUCUCCUCCGCCUGUCCUGUAGAGAAGGGAAGAUGAGCGAGUCGAGCUCGAAGGCCAGCCAGCCCUUGGCCUCCAAGCAGGAAAAGGACGGCACGGAGAAGCGAGGCCGGGGCAGGCCGCGCAAGCAGCCUCCGGUGAGUCCUGGCACCGCGCUGGUAGGGAGCCAGAAGGAGCCUAGUGAAGUGCCAACACCCAAGAGACCUCGGGGCCGACCAAAGGGGAGCAAAAACAAGGGUGCUGCCAAGACCCGGAAAACCACCACAGCUCCAGGAAGGAAGCCAAGGGGCCGACCCAAAAAACUGGAGAAGGAGGAAGAGGAGGGCAUCUCGCAGGAGUCCUCUGAGGAGGAGCAGUGACCGCGCCGUGCCGCCUGCUCCGUCAUCCAAGGAGCAGCAUUCCUCUGGGACUGGACAGCUUCGCUCAGCUCCCACUGCCCCCACCCCACUUCCCCA
This is a messenger RNA of Ochotona curzoniae (black-lipped pika), 677 nucleotides long. RefSeq names its product high mobility group AT-hook 1 (gene HMGA1). The transcript is spliced from 6 exons. Gene Ontology annotation, cellular component: nucleus; chromatin. Bases 258 to 581 code for a protein of 107 amino acids. The record is from RefSeq and is a predicted model, not a curated record. NCBI's taxonomy places the organism in Eukaryota, Metazoa, Chordata, Mammalia, Lagomorpha, Ochotonidae. Gene Ontology annotation, molecular function: DNA binding; transcription coregulator activity. Gene Ontology annotation, biological process: regulation of DNA-templated transcription.